AUGAAUCAAGCCCAGAUUGCCGCCGCCGCCGCCGCCGCCGCCAUCGCCUUAGCCGGCGGUGCCCAAACCGCAGACGUCGAGGCCGCCGCCCGACAGGCCGCCGACGCCGUCGCCGCCGGAACCGCAGGCGAUGCCGCCAUCAACGGAGCUCUUACCACCGCACGAAAUUUAGCCGCUAAGCAACUCGUUCGGGAGCAGUUCUCGCUCGGUGUAGCUCAGGCCAAGGCUGUUCUCAAUCCUCAGGUCGUGCUCAUGCUUAUGCUAUACCCAUGCGUGAUCGCCUUCACCCUAGCUGCCCGCUACACAAAAUACGGUCUGCUCAUACCCACCCCCAACGUGCCCGGCGCCGCCCCUCCCUCCCCUGACCUCGCCCGUGCCCAGGACGAGUGGCUGACCACUUCACAGGAAGCCCUCUGGUUCACCGGAAUAUGUUUUGGCGCCGUCAGUCUGAUCCACAUUUUCUUAGUGUUUUACAUAACCCUGAAGGGCCCUCGUGAGUCGCCAAGAAUGUCCCGUGCCUUUGCUUGGUUGGCCCCAAUGGCGUUCUGGUUUGGUACCUGUGCUUAUUUCUUUGUGUUCACAAUCUUGGCAAGAUAUGGAGUUGCCUGGCAGGAGUGGGUGCUUUUCGGAGCAUUUACAUUGGGGCUGUUUUUUAUCACUGCAAUUCUCAUUUGUGUGGCCGUUUCGCUGGCGAAGGUGGUAGAAGCUCCUCCUGCUCAAGUGCCCGUGGAAGGAGGGCCAGGCCAGGGGAAUCAGUAGGCAGGAAGGUGAAGGGUGAACAAGAUGGAAUCGUGAUGUAGUAGCUGUAGUUCCUCAGUGUUAUCGGUGAACAAGAAGAUGAAUGACAUUCUGAAUAAGUAGCAGUAGUUGAGUUGGUUGAUGUUCUUUUGAGAGUAGUCAGAUAUAGCAGUGAGUGUCCGUGGAAGGAGAGCCAUGCCAGGGGAAUCAGUAGGCAGGAAGGUUAACAAUAGGAGUAUUGUGGUGAUGGUUUUGGCAUGUCGAUCAUACAAGCAAGCCUUGCUUCUGUCUUAACUGGUUCUGUAGCAACUAAGCUCUUAAUCAUCAGCAGGGGUGUAAUGGAUAGGGAUCUAGUCUUGUCAUUAUUUUUUAGCACAAGUCAUGCAAACUUGGUUCAGUUAUUAAUUGAACUUGGGGGAAAGC
Setaria italica (foxtail millet) is the source of this 1161-nucleotide messenger RNA. RefSeq lists its product as uncharacterized. Bases 1 to 759 code for a protein of 252 amino acids. NCBI's taxonomy places the organism in Eukaryota, Viridiplantae, Streptophyta, Magnoliopsida, Poales, Poaceae. The transcript is spliced from 5 exons. The record is from RefSeq and is a predicted model, not a curated record.